UACACAAUAGGUAAUGCCGAGGCUUUCAAAGAGGAUGGGAAUGUUGAAUUCAAGAAGAAGAGAUACGACAUAGCCGUGGAAAACUACACAGAAGGCAUCAAGAUAAAGUGUCCUGACAAGACUCUGAACGCUGUCUUAUAUACAAACAGAGCAGCUGCCCAGUUCUACAAAAAAAAUUACAGAUCAGCCCUUCAUGAUGCAAUCAUUGCUAGAAAAUUCAAACCAGACCACAUGAAAGCUAUUGUAAGAGGUGCUCAGUGUUGUAUGGAGAUGAAGAAAUAUGCAGAAGCUAGCUUAUGGAGUGAUCUAGGACUAGCUAUAGAAGAAACAAAUACAGUUCUUUUGGACAUAAAACAAAAGGCAGAAAAAUUUAAGCAUAUACAAGAAAAAGAAAAAAGGAAAGAACAAGCAAAAGAACGAAAAGAACUUGCAGAGCACAAGAAACUUAUAGAUGCAAUAAUGAGUCGUGGUAUUAGGCUAGCUGGACUGGCAGACAAAGGCUACGACCCACUUCUCUUCACUAAUGUAGAGCUACACAAUCCUAGUGGAGCCAUGGUUUAUGUGGAUGCUGACAGCACUCUUCACUGGCCUGUAUUGUUCAUGUAUCCAGAACACACACAGACAGAUUACAUUGAGGACUUCAGUGAAAACCACACAUUUUAUGAUCACAUCAUACAUAUGUUUGGUCCAGAGGUACCACCUGCUUCUUGGGAUCUUGACAAGAAGUACAAACCAGAAAAUUUAUUGAUAUACUAUGAAGACAAGGAGAAGACCACAUUACAUCAAAUACCUCAAACUUGGACCUUAUCGCAAGCUCUUAAAAAUAAAUGGGUUUUGGUUGAAGCUGGUACUCCAUGUUUUAUUCUUCUGGUCAACAAGUCACGGUUUCAGGAACAUUUUAUCAAAGAAUACACAGUGCUUUCUCAUGAAAAAUAAAAUCAGUGACAAAUAUACUU
This is a messenger RNA of Saccostrea cuccullata (small rock oyster), 956 nucleotides long. RefSeq names its product tetratricopeptide repeat protein 4-like. NCBI's taxonomy places the organism in Eukaryota, Metazoa, Mollusca, Bivalvia, Ostreida, Ostreidae. The record is from RefSeq and is a predicted model, not a curated record. Gene Ontology annotation, molecular function: Hsp70 protein binding; Hsp90 protein binding. Gene Ontology annotation, biological process: protein folding. Gene Ontology annotation, cellular component: nucleus; cytosol. The annotation marks the transcript as partial. The transcript is spliced from 9 exons.